AGUGUCUAUUCUGGCACCUCAUCAGAGAGCUAUCCUGCUAGCAAACAACAACAGAAGAUCCCGGACUACAAGCGUUAUAAUUAAACCCAACGCGAAGGUAAGAACGUCGAUAUAUAACAUAAAAAGCGGUAUUAUAGAGUUGAAAUGUCUUAAAUAAAAAGAUAAAGGGUGUUAUAUCUUAUUUUUAGGGUGAGUUUAUCGUAGAUUUCUCCGACCUUUUUGUUUGGCUUAGGUUAGCCGCUACAUUGAUGGGACUGGCUAGUCCUAGUUAGCUCGCUGCUACCAUCAGGCUCUGGAUUAUAGGUAGUUUACAUCUUUCUUUUCACGGUGUAGCACCUUGUGAGUUCAUUUCUUUCUCGUUGGGGGACACCAGACUUGACUAGGAGCGUCAGAGAAAGCCAAUUAAAAUCAAAAUACAGUGUGCGAUUAUCUUUAUUGUUGGCAGGUUUACUACCUGCUCCUGUCACCGCCUACAUGAACUGCAAAGUCCGAGUUUCAGUUCCCAACAUGAAAUGCCACAAAUAAAGAGAUCUAUAGUUAAAAAUAUGGUAGUCAGUGCAUUAGUGGUAAAUAAGUAGACGUCAGGAAAAUAUAUUUCAGUCCUGGGCCUCUGCCAUACUCUUUUAAUAAGGGCUAAAUAACGUGCUGAAGUGAAUCAUUUCAUGUGUUAGUAUGAUCUCAGACAGCCUGUUGAUCAGACUGAUUCUUUCAAAAUGUUCAAACACUCAUAUUUGAUACACUGUCAUUUCUAAUUCAUUGGGCUGAAGGGGAUAGAACAGACAGUAAAUUGUGAUUUCCCUUAAUACCAGUACACCAGUGAAUUGAAGAGGCCAGUUUCAGUGAAACUAGACCAGUACCACAACAUCACCAACUGAGAGGUUUCACUUCUCAAUAUGCAGACAGGUAGAUAACAAAAGCUACCUAUCAUUAAUGUUGCUAAGCUCCCCUUUACUGUGAAAGCGACUCCUGAGAGCACUAUUUCAAAUAAGUUACUACUAUACACAUAAGUCAUUCACAUUGCAAUGAUAUCCAAAUGACCCACCCCAGUCUUCCUAUAAUCACUUCUGUUUGUUAGUGGAUAUCUCAUUGUGUUAGUAAUUACGCUGAGAGAAUCAAAAAGAUAAUCAAGAUACAACAAUACCUUUCAAGUUAAGGUAAAAACUCCACAGGUGUUUUGCUUCUUCCCUGAGCUGGCAAUGAAUUGAUUACCGUCAAAAAACAGAAUAAAAUAAACAAAAGAUGCACCUCUCACUAAUAAAUCAACUGCCCUGAUCCAACACAUUACCCAGCAGCACAUCAGCUGCAGGCCUUUGAGCAAACAGUUUCAAACUGUGAAAUAGAGACCCCUUCUGGAAAGCCACCAUCUUUAAUAUACAUGGGUGUAGCCUUUGAAAUGAAGCUGUUUUGCUGUACUUGUGUCCUGUUUGCUACACAGUCUUAUAAUAAUAGUAAAGGUGCUGCCACACUGGGAUGUAAAAAGGUCUCAAAUGUAGGCCUCUCCUUAUGCCUUUCAAACACCAAGUGCACACAUUUCACUUUAGCUGAGCUCACCUGAAGUGUGAUGACUCACUGCAGUGGCACACUUUAUUUUUUAAACCCUGCGAAAAGAAAGGAAAUCAGAAAAAAAGAUUGAAUUCAGCGUUUCCUGUGAUCAGGUUUUUGUGUCACAAAACUAAAACAUAGCUGUUCAUCGGCAUAUAAUUUGCAAAUAUUCUGACAUGUAUUGUUUUAUCACAAUUUGAGCUUAGAUUUUUCUUCCUCAAGCAGACAAACUAUGAAAGGUGAAGGCCAAGUUGUCACAAGACUUCUAACUCACAUGCUGUGGCUGUAAUUGCAUUAACAAUAUGAUUAAGAAAACAGUGUUUGAGUUCUCUGCUGUAGGACUCCCUGGACUCCAAUAACUAUAUUUUUAUUGUCAUUUUAAUUUAUGUUGAGCCUUAAAUGUCGCCACCAAAGUAGGGACUUUUAAUGUUAAAUUGUUUUGUGAUUUUUUCAAAAAAAGAUGGCAAAACAGGUUGUUUUGAAAACCACUGACAGUAGACUUGUUAGGUGAAAUAAUAAAAAUAUAUUCAUGUAUCAAAUUAAAAGACAGCUGUAGUACAUUUCCUCCGGUCCUCAGACACUUCUAAAAGCUCAUUUUUAACCUUUAACCUUCUUGCUGUGCUUUGCACCCUGCAGAAACAUCUGCCCUCAGAGGUCAACAUGUCAAACAUAACUGUUGGCAAAGGUGUGCCUUGGGUGACUGAAGAUAUUAGAUAUGCAUUGAGCUUCCUCCUCCCUUCAACCCCUCGUGUUUGGAACUGUAAGGAAGGUUUUUGGUGUGUAAGUGCAGAGUGGAGGUGAAGCUUAGGUGCUAAUGCUCUUUUUGCCCUGUCAAAUCCCCCUCAAUGUAAUAGGGGGUCUGCACAAAGUCAGGGAUGAGAGAGAGGUGAGCCAAUUGCUGGAGCAAAAUCAAUAGUUCAUACCUCUGUGAGAUUGAGUUUUUAGGAAAGGAGGAGCCCCGUGACCGAGGGCAGAAUAUGAAAUAGCUACCACAGAGGCCCUACACGCACUGUGCAAUUGAUUCUGGGUCCCUGUACCAAUUAUACUUUAAAGGUUUGUCUGCAGUCCUCAAAGACUGCAGCUUUGGAAAUAGACACUGUGUUCACUGACACUUUGACAAGGGUUGCAAUUUUUUUUUUAUCCCCUUUGGAUAUGAGUGCAUGAAAUCCCUCCAUUUCUUCAGUCUUUAAUUUAGCAAAGAGAUCGAUUUCUUUUUUUCCUUGCUGUAGGAGAGUAAAGUGUCAAGGAAACAUCUUUGUGGGCAUAAACUCACUUUUGGAUUAUGUUCCAACGCAUACACUUUGAUGUUGUUUUGUGUAGUUUAUUUUUUAUUUUCUCUAGUCACUAUACAUUUUGUCUAAAAUCAGUGUAUAAAAAAUUCUGUGAUUUUCAGUAUCCAUGGGAUAAAUGCUGAAGACUCGCAAGCCAGCCGUAUUUUUAUUUAUCUUAUUCUCCUAGUUUUUUUUUAACAUUUAACAUUUAUUUUAAAUGUUAAAUGCAUCUGUCAAAGUACAAAACAAAGGUAUCAGUUUUUGCUCAGAUUAUGAUGAUAGAUAAUCCAAACAUUUUUCACUGAUAAAAGUAUAGAUUUUUGGGGUUAUUUUGGCUGACAUCUCUGAUGAUAUCACCUUCCUGAUCUCUGCUCAUGGCCAUUUGUGUAUUAUUUCUUGGAAACUAGAUCAUUUUUGAUGCAGGUUAUUGCUACUGAGCAAUUUAUGGGAUUACACUCCUUUUGACAGUUUAUUAUACAAACAUUUGUUUUAUGGAAGAAGCAAGUCAAAACUAUAAUGACUCUGACAGUGGUUUUCCACAAGAGGGCAGGAUCUCCUGAAGUUUGUAGUCUCAUCGGCAAUUGCAUGUACAUCCUGUCAGCCUCCUCUCCUCUGAAUCUAAAUCUAAUCUGCUGACAAGAAGGUGCAGAAAGCUACAGCAGUUUUUACCCAUUUUAAACCUGGGAUCUCCCUUAAUUGAGUGACUAUUCGUUCAUUCCUCACUAUUCUAUCAUUCCUGUAGCUGUUUUACCAAGAAGCCUUUACAAGUUUUGUUACACAGCUCUGCCUCAGUGCCAGAGGCAACACAGAGACUGUUACCAGUGCAAUUUGUCAAUAAGGUUCAUUCAUCUGUUAUCACCUCUAGGCACGUCUAUGCAUUAACAGAGAAUGUAAUUCCUGUACUGAAAGGGCAGAGUCUGCCAAGUCUAAAAGAAACCCGACAGCAUCAGGUCAUAAAUUUGAAAUGGUUUGAAUAACAAAAAACUAAACAAACAACAACAACAACAACAAAAAUAAACACAACAAAACAAAAGUUAUUACAAAAACUUAGUUUCUUGUAGAGGAAGAAACCGUCUUGGCUCUUUUUAAACUGUCUUGGUGUUGCAAUUUCAGUUCAGUCUGACUUUGUCUUUGUCCACCUGUCUAAGAGAAGCUGUACCAGAUGUUUUUUUCUCAUACCUCUGUUUGAUUCUAUCUUGUCUCCAUCUAACCACUUUGUUGUGGAGAUUUAUCUCUCUGACUGCUCCUACAGACAGCCACCUAUCUUUCAUUUGCCACCUGUUUUUUCAUUUGGCUGCUCUAUCACUUUACCUUUUAUUUUCUCUUCCUGUUCCCCCACUAUUUUAUCCUGGUCUCACUCUGUGUCUCUAGUUAAUGCUGUGUGGUUGGUGAGGUCUUGAUACAUUGUUUCUGUAACUGUGAUAAAGAAAGCAUUGUUUUGUAUAAGUUUAGCUAAUGUAAUCGUAGGCCUGGCUAACUUUUGUGAUAUAGCUAAUGCAACUCUGAUUGUGAUCACUUAUGAAAGAUAAAAUAUUUGGGCUUAAAUUGAGACAGAUACCAAAGGACAAAGGCGUCCUCUAGUACACACUUUGAGUAACACUCAAAAUGUUCUCAUUAAGGAUUUCUCUUGCUGUAAGAAAAGGCUUGUCUUUGCUGCCUGCUUUGUUGUCCACUUCUAAUGUGUCUUAGCAGUAUCACCCAGUUCCUGCAGAGUGUAAAGGGGUAUUAUUCAUGUUUGAACAUCAUGUCCACUCCAGGAAGGUGUUGCAUUGAGUAGAGAUAAGCAUCUCUCUCUGUACAAUACAUAGAUGUUCAUGAAAGUAUUACAUAUGAUGUUACAUGAGAGUUGUUUUGUACCAGAUUUAAACUGAAACUACUCUUUAAGGCCAGGGGAUUUAUCUAAAUCUGCUACACUCACAAUCCUAGUCUCCUACACCUGUGGGAGGUGGACAAUCAGGGCAAAAUGACUGUCACUCUUUCUGUGUUGUAAUGAUGCUUUCAGCUUUGCUAAACAGAGCAGUCUUUACCCUUUAUAGUGCUGAACUUUCAUCCCUCCCUUAAAGCCUAACUGCUGUUCUUACAUGGCUUAUAUGCACUUAACUGAAAACAGACAGCAUCCUUUAGACUGCUCAGGAGGUACACAGUUUGAAGGAGUGAAAAUCGGGGUGCUUUUAAUGUCAAAAUCACCUGUGGUUAUUCCUUUGCAAUUCUGCAACAGCACCUGAUAUUCUGCCAUUUAUAGGGGUAGGAAAUACGGCAAAAAUACCAUAUCAUGUAACAUCAUUUGUUACUUUUGUUUUUUCUAGCUGUCACAUUCUAGAUUUUAUGAAACCAUACCGUUAUACAAAUUACAGACCAGUACAAGCAAACUGUUUUCUCAACUUUCAGAAGACCCAGCCCUAGGAGUUACAGAGAGUACUUUUCUCAACAGAUUUAUUCUGUGUGUGCAAUUUAGCCGGCUUGUGCCAAGUAUAACCGACAACCACAGACUGUAUUUACUAUGGACAACUUUGUUCCAUCUUCCUCAAGUAUACGGAUUUGAAGUCGAGAAGCUCUCAGUAAUCCCAAGUUUUUUCUCCAUUUCCUGGAACCAACAUCGCGCAGUAGCGUUGUAUGCACUCCUCCACUUGUGGAGUAGCAUUGUACGCAUUUGGCGGGAGAGUCGCCGGGAAUUGCUGUGAUGAUGCUCGGCUCAGACAGCGUAUCCCCUGGGUGAGCUCUGCAAUCUUCGUACGCUCAUGGGCUGUAUCAAGUGUCAAUCAUAGAAAACACGAACCUCCUAAUAAAUUUAAAAAAUGGAGCUAUACAGGAAAAAAGAGGACUUGAGCACAAACCAGUCUUACAGUAACUGUAAGACAUGUCCAUGUAGAUUCUCAUUCAUCCAGGCCAUGGUUAUCUUAAAGACUCACAAACAGGCAACUGGACUGUGUAGAGUUGAGAAGACGUUUCGCCUCUUAUCUGAGAAGCUUCUUCAGUUCUAAAAAUUGCUAGUGAGAGGAGCAGAUAUUUAUCUUACUGAAGAAGGGGACAGACAACGACUGGGAGGAGUUGGAAAGAAUGGGUCGUAGAAACCCAUCUCUGGGUGUGUGUCCCCCCCGAGGCUCGUUAACCUGAAUUCGUUAACAAACUUUCAUUUACCCUGUCAGCUCAGUCUUUACACACCACCAUCCUCUACCUCCAUCUCAUCUCUGUUGCCUCCUCAGAUUAGCCCAGAUUAGUGAUCACUGGAAGUUAGACACACUUUUUGCCAUCAGAAUUAGGGCUGAGACGAUAUGCUUUUCUCCCGAUUCGAUUCUUCUAUGAUUUUUUGGAUGCCGAUUCGAUUUAAACUGUGAUUCUCUGAUAUUGUUGAUUUUCUUGAUCUUUAGUUUGCAUAUUUAACACCAGUGAAACAGUUGAAUGAUUAUGAUUGUCUGCUGACUAUUCCUGGAACCAUAUUUUCCCCAAAUAAUACACAUCACAUGUAAGUCAGUUUUUAAGAUUUAUUCUCAUAUUUGAAAAAAAAAAAAAAAUUAUUUAACAAAAAAAAAUCGAUUUAAAAAUUGUAAAUUUAAAAAAUUGCAAUACUUAUGUGAAUAGAUUUUUUUCUCCCACUCCUUAUUAGGGUACAUUUAUAUAUGUGUAAAUGCUGUGUUACUGAUAAGAGAUAAUUAAAAUCUCGCUUCAGUUACAGAAAAGUUGCGAAUCAAGAAGCUAUGAAGAACUUGUGCCUAUUUUUUGUUGUUGUUUUCUAAAGCCCUGUCAUUCCUUCCACUGCAAAGAAAUUAGCAGCUGUUGUUUGUUUGCUUCUAACUCUUAGACUACCCUCAGCAGUGUCACAGUCAGUGUGAUCAACAGGAACAGAAACGCUCAGCCGUCACUGUUUGUCACACCACAUUUUGACCUAUAGAUGAAGACGUGGAAGGCUCCGGGUGUGAGAGAACAGGGAGAUGGAUGACACGUAGGAGGAGAAGUGAAAUGGGAAUAACAGGUUUCAAACAGUGGGGUCAGAGUGGUCACAGAUUAACGGUUGAAGGGUCUGGGUCAGAAAGCUGAGUAGCAUUAUAGAGUAGUGAAAAACAGUGUGAAAAUAGUGCAGUGUGGAAGCGCUGACCUUGCAGAAGGAUGAAAAAAAAAAAGCUAACGUUUCUGGCUUGGAGUCAAGAUUGGGUCCAGUGCUGGUCCAGUAAUUUGUCCUUAUCUUCUUCAUUAUGUGUAGAAAUGAGGGCAGUACAAUAGCUGCACACUUUUAUCACGUAAUUAAGCUCACACCCUGACCUGUGUAUCUUCUUGCCUCUUCCCGGGCUGAGAAGGACGGUUACUUUUUGUCCUUCUUGUCCCCAGCACCACUAAGCCUUGUCUCAUGUGAUGGAUAUUAAGCAGGGAUAUGCUAUUUUUUAGGUAUUUUCUUGUCAUUUACUGGGUGGGAAUUUUAGUACAUUUUUGUACUAUUUAGGCCCCUAUUUAGAACACAUAGGACACUGAACAGAGCAGGAAAGCAGGAGAUAGCGUGGGGAAUGGUAUGGCAGUUUCAGCCAUUUCAAAGUAGGGCUGGGCGAUAAGCCGAAAAUUUACUGUUACUGAAAUUUAUGACAAUAGCUGACGUCAUUUUGCUCAUGUCCAUAUAUUUUCAGUGUCAAAAAAAUAAAUAAAAGUUGGUUUUGGGUGUGUGUGGGUAGGCUACGGUUUCAUGUACCUUUUAAGACGCUGUCCUACGUCAGAGAUGUGACUCCACCCCAUCCAGUCUGUAACAAAGAGAGAAAGACAGGUGAGGAGAUAGAGGACAGUUCAAAAGUUUUGGCGGCGGCUGAAGUAGACGAAGUUAAUGUGGGAGGGGAUGAGCAGUUAUCGUUAUUGAGGUGAACUGCUCAAUACAUUGUGAUAUUGAUUUGAGGCCAUAUCACCCAGCCCUUUAAUAACAUUUUCAUGUCUGUUUUUAAUCUGCUAAAACUGAUUAGCUUAAAAUGUAUUCUGAAAGCUCUUUACAGUGACUGUUCACUCUAUCAUUCUAUCAAAAUUUUUAUCCACAGGAGAUCAGUGUCAGGAGAAGAAUGGCAAAAUCUGAGUUUUAUUGAUUGGGGAACUCAUUAGUAGCAUUUAGAAAACCAGUUCAUGAUCUCAUAGAGGGCCAUGGAUCAGAGUUGAAGCUCAUAAGAACAGUUUGUGAUCAUGCUGAGAAAGUUUGUCUAGAGUUUGUGUAUUUGGUGGAGGGAAGUGUUCACACAAAUCUGCUCCGACUGCUUGUGUGACUUGAAGCUAAUUGUGUAAAGUUUGAUUCUCUCAGGAGGUCCGACCCCCACCACAGUCCUGCGAGGCAGCUUGUUUAUUUACAGUUCAUUUUUGAGACUUAAUUGCGAUUGCGGUGGGUAUUGAUCUCAGAACAGGCUUGGGCCAUUGAUCUCCUGCUGUCCCCUGACGGGUCAGGGACAAUUCAUCCAGCUCCAACAACACCACAGACCUGAAUGCAGGCAGGGUGGCCACAUGAACACAAUGAUAUUCAAUCUUAAAUGGAUCAGUGAAAGAUUCAGUGUGUGUUGCAUCCUAAUGAGCUGAGCUCUGUGUUAAAAAAAAAAUGGAAUCUGAUGUAGAGGAUUGUCUGCCUCUCGCUGUUUGGAGUUCAAGAUGGGAUUUAAUUUCCAGACUGAUCAAUUAUCACUCUCACAUUGUCUGCUUCUAGGGGGCAAACUGCUUCCAUCUGGUGUGCACUGAUGCAGAUGGACGUCAGGACUAAGCAUUGACGAGUGGAAGCGACAGAUUCGUCCUGUUCCUCACCCUCUUGCCCCCGACACCUUCUGUCACGCUGGCAAUGUCAAGAGUCCCGAGUCCCCCUCCCCCUGCGGAAAUGUCCAGCGGGCCUGUGGCCGAGAGCUGGUGUUACACUCAGGUAAAAUGACCACAACAGACUCACUAACACUGUUCUCUGUGAUCCCAAAUAAACAGGGUAUUUCACUGAGUGUCUUUCUCGUCUUCAGAUCAAAGUGGUGAAGUUCUCUUACAUGUGGACCAUCAACAACUUCAGCUUCUGUCGUGAGGAGAUGGGAGAGGUCAUCAAGAGCUCCACCUUCUCCUCUGGGGCCAAUGACAAGCUGAAAUGGUGCGUGUCAGCACUAUUAUCUCAGUUUCUCCUUUUAUCAAGCAAAAACUGAGAAAUAAGUCCCAAAACAGGAGAAUUGUCAGUUAUUUCUGAACAUCUUUAUACUAAAACCAAAACUUUACUCAGUUUGUCCUCUAAGAGAAAACUUUGUUGAGUUUUACCCAGAAUUAAAACAGAAAGAAAAUUCAGACUGAACACCAGUUAUGACUGAUGCUUAUUAUAAAUGAACAUAAUAAAGUAAGAAUCUCUGCCAUGUUGAUUUCUCAGCUAUCGAAGACACAAGAUUUGUACCAAAUCAAACCCAAUGUUUUUUUUUGCUGGAGAGACUAAAUGUUUCCCCCCUCCAGGUGUUUGCGGGUGAAUCCUAAAGGCCUGGAUGAAGAGAGCAAAGAUUACCUGUCUCUCUACCUGCUGCUGGUCAGCUGUCCGAAGGCUGAGGUUCGUGCUAAGUUCAAGUUCUCCAUCCUCAAUGCCAAGGGAGAGGAGACCAAAGCCAUGGGUAAGUUUGCCGGAUUAAACAAAUUUAUUCUGCAUGUUGAGUUUUAAAGUCUGGAGUUUUUUAAUGUUUCAAAUGACUUUGUUUGUCCUGCAGAGAGCCAGAGGGCAUACCGCUUUGUUCAGGGGAAAGACUGGGGUUUUAAAAAGUUCAUCAGGAGAGACUUCCUCCUUGAUGAAGCCAACGGUCUUCUACCUGACGACAAGCUCACGCUUUUCUGUGAGGUAAGCAUUUGAGUCCUCCUAGUUUAAUACUCUGAUGAUGUUAUGCGUGUAAAGCACCUUGGAGUUUAGGAUUACAUCAGUAAUGUCUCUCUUCCUCUGCUCAGGUGAGUGUGGUGCAGGACUCGGUCAACAUUUCUGGUCAGAAUACCAUGAACAUGGUGAAGGUCCCUGACUGCCGGCUAGCAGACGAGCUGGGUGGCCUGUGGGAGAACUCGCGCUUCACAGACUGCUCCCUGUGUGUGGCCGGUCAGGAGUUUCAGGCCCACAAAGCCAUCCUGGCAGGUAUAAAUUUUAAUUGUUUUGAGUUGAAUAUAGGGCUGGGCGAUAAAAAAAGGUAACGAUAUAUAUCGAAAAUUAAUUUCCCUGAUUAUCAAUAUGAACCAUGGUAAAUAUGCUUUUUAAUAGUCAGCAUUCUGCCAUGUUUUGGUAGACUAUAUGAAUAGCCAAUGGAAAGGGGAGUUUCUCCGGGUCCACUUCACACUGAACCAAUCAUGUGCUGAAUAAGAACCAAUUAGCAAACAACUGCAUAGUAGCAGUCUGCAGCUACAUGCAACCAGGUGAAGCCGACAGCACUAUCGGUGAGAAGAAAAGAAAAUGAGAGCUACCCCCCGGGCAGAAAUGCAGAUGAAGGCCCAACAGAUGAUGACAUCAUUGACAACACUGGCACGAAAACGUUGGUGGUGUGGAGGUAUUGAAGCAGAGUCGGACAUGAAGCAGAGUAGUGUGCACUGCAAAUUAUGUUGAGUACAUGUUAAAUUCCAUUUAAGAGUAACAGGGAACAUUAAAGGUUGACAAGUGAUUUUUUUAUAAUGUGAUACACAUCGAUAUCGACUGAUAUGAAAAAAAAUAAAUUGUGAUCAACUUUUUCCCAUAUUGCCCAGCCCUAGUUUAAUUGUUUCCUUCAUUUGUCCUCCUGAUAUCACAGUUACCCACAUAUUAACAUUUCUCCUGUGCUGUUUGUCUCUGUGUUCCUCUGCUUCCAGCACGUUCCCCUGUAUUCAGCGCCAUGUUUGAGCACGAAAUGGAGGAGAGCAAAAAGGUGAGCCCAAGCUCCCAAAGCUUUUUUUAUUCUCAGAAAUAAAUUCAUUCUGUUCCUCGGUGGUUUACCCCGCUGUGCCGAGGGUUUAAAGUGAGUGAAGGAUUGUGUGCUGUCAGACGGCUGUUUGGUGAAACUGAAUGAUAGCGCACCUGAAAUGAAAUUGUCCUGCCGUACUUGAGGGUCAGGAUUCAUCCUUCACUGACAAAGCCGCAGAACCAGAGAAUUGCUUUUUCUCAUCUGUGCACAUGUGACUGUAAGAAAUGAAAUUGCAGGAGAAGCUGCCCAGAUGUUUUCUAUUUUUCAAAACCAAGGCCGUUUUAGACUUCAUGUUGAAACUUAACGUGAGAAAAAAGCGUUUUACACAUUCAUCAAGAUUUAAAUUUGAGACGGUGGAGCAUUUCGUUAAGUGACAAGAACAAUUCAGGCUAAGGUGACAGGAAAGGGAUGCAAAUUUGAGUUGAUUGUGUGGAAAAUAUGAAUGAGGUUUUUUAUUUUUUUUAUUUUUUUGAAUUAUCUGUUUAUUGGCGUUUUCAGUUUGAACAUAAACAAAUUACAUGUUGAGUAAUUGUACAUAAUAAAUCCCCCAGUCUCUCCCUCACCACCCCAUGUUCCCAGAUCCUCUAAAAGGAAUAUAAAGUGAGAAAGAUAAUAAAUAAUAAUAAUAAGGAUAAUAAUUUAGAUAAAUUACACUAUAAGUUAUCUUGAACAUACAAUGUACAGAGAGAGUAUUGCAAAAAAAAAACAGGGUUCAGAAAGAGAAAUACAAAUUAAAUUGAAAUAAAGGGGAAGAAAAAAAUAAAUAAAACGCAAUGUUCAAGAUCAACACUGUUCACCAAAUGUGCAGAGUUAAGUACACGUAGAUAUAAGUACACUCAUCCUAUGGUAAAUGCAGCUAGGGCUGUAGCCAAGUUGGGUCAGGAAGAAUCCAAGUUUGUGAUGGUAGUGAGGUUGUCAAAGUAAGUCUGAAAAGGCAUCAGGACCUGAUUAAAUUUCUCCCUACUACCUCUCAAACUAAACCUAAUCCUCUCCAGUUUAAGAUGAAACAUAACAUCCCUGAUCCAUCUGACAUGGGAUGGAGGUUUAGAACUGUUCCAGAUCAGCAGUAUCUGGAAUGAGUUUUAAUAUAAAGCUGAAAAAAAAAAUUAUGUGUCUUAUGGACUCAACGCAAUAAAAGAUUCGGAUGAAUCCUAGCUGAUUUCUCAAAAAGUCAUUUUCAACUAGAUUUCUUCCUUCAUUUACAAAAGCUCGACUUACAUUUUUCCCAAAGACUGUCGUCACACAUAUAUUUGUUUUUGAAGUCUGAUUCAUUUAAAACUUCAACUUUCAAUCUCAUCACUUUGCACAACAUUAAAGUCCUAUCUGGCUGCAUCUACUGCCUGCUUCAGUCAAAGAAGAUAAGCUUUAUUAUACUUUUAACAGUGAAUACAACAAAUCCAGUUUUUCAUUACAGGAAACCUUACUUCCACAUAAAAGGAAAAGGUUGUACCUACUGUUUUGUUUAAAAAUUUAAGCAAAAUGUUUCUUAAAUUUAGUAAUUGCAUUGUCCAGUAUUUUCAGCCAUAUUGAUCCACUUGCACAUUUUUGUCCCUUGUCUGUUUCCGUCAGAACCGUGUGGAAAUCAAUGAUGUGGAGCCAGAGGUUUUCAAAGAGAUGAUGUGCUUCAUCUACACAGACAAGGCCCCCAACCUGGACAAGAUGGCCGAUGACCUGCUGGCAGCUGCAGACAAGGUGAAAAAUUUUAUCUAUAUUGAAUUAUUUAUACUCUGUCAUGUUGUUAUUCUGUGGUCAGUAUUUGAGGUUUGACACCUUAAUUGUUAGAAUAACUCAAACCCUGAUGUCAUAUCCUGUGUGUUAGUACGCUCUGGAGAGACUGAAGGUGAUGUGCGAGGACGCGCUGUGCACCAGUCUGUCUGUGGAGAACGCCGCUGAGAUCCUGAUCCUGGCGGACUUGCACAGUGCCGACCAGCUCAAAACACAGGCGGUCGACUUCAUCAACUAGUGAGUUCACACACAGUGAGGGAAAAAAAAACUCCUCAUCACUUCUAAUGAGGUCUCUGACACCUUUUACGGACUCACACAUCCUCCAAACUCCACAGAACGUUUUGUCGCUGUUGUGGUGUCUCUGUGUUACUUUACGGCGCUUUGUGAUGGCAGCAGGGCUCGAUCUCACCCCCUCGCUGCUUCUCUUUGUGUGAGAGUUAAUGAUUUAGUUUCCUGCGUCCUUUCAUGGAGUAGACCGCUAAUACACAUCCGAGCUUUCAGAUGGAUCAGGACAACCUGACUCGUCACUACGUGUGCUGUCACCUACCCUUCACAGGGAUAACCGUGUGAUAUUAACUCUGAGCGGCUGUUUACCUUCAUGUUCAGCUCGCAUAGUUUUCCCCUGCUCUUUAAUACCUCAUCAUGUUUUUCUUGUAAACCGAAAUAUUUAGUCCAUUAGUCAAUUCUAGUUUUUCACAGGUUCAUGUUUUCAAUUUUUGCAGAUGCCCCUAUUUGCUAGUCAAAGAAAAAGAAAAAAAUGAAUAAAGAGAAGCUAUAGAGGUAUAUUUUUUGCUCCUAGUUCUAUUUUCAUGGUUAAAAAUAUCAAAAGAUACUGUACGGCACCUUUAGGACCAACAGUAGUUUACAAAGUGUUCAGACAUGAAAACAAAGUUUUAUUCAAGAGCAAAGAAAGAACCUGGACACGAAAGUCAGAAAACAGAAUAAAGUGAUGGAAGAACUGGAUAAUGAAAUACUCAACCAACAAAAAACGAACAUAAGAUUGGGGCACAAAGUACCGCUCAUGUACACGGCUGGUCAUUUUUACAGCUUCAAUUUAGCAUCACUAUCCAUGGUGGGUUACCUAGACAACCUAUUUAUACUACACAGUCUAUCCCUUUAAUUCCAGCUAGUUUUCUCUAAUCUAAAGUGUAUAUUCUUUGUCCCUUCAGUCACGCUGCAGAGGUGAUGGAGACAGCAGGCUGGAAAUCAAUGGUGGCAUCUCAUCCUCACCUGGUGGCUGAAGCUUACCGCUCACUGGCUUCAGCCCAGUGCCCUUUCCUCGGACCCCCACGCAAGCGCCUCAAACAGUCCUAACAGCCUCACGCUGGGGCGUCUUCACCUCUUGAUACACACAACACAUGCAAACACACAAAAACACACAGAUACCCCCAUCAGACACACAGGGACAACCUUUCCCCUUGCUGUUACCUACCACACUACCUAGCCUCCCCCGAGUCUCCCCCUUCUGCCCCAUCCAAACCUGUUGUAUUGGUCUUUUCUGAAGACGGAGGUAAGAAGGAGGAGGAAGAGGAACAGGAGGACAUGGAAAUAGAAGAGAGAGGGGGCAGGUGGGCUUGUGAAGUGGAUGUAUGUCGUUUACAAAAAAAAAAAACAACCCUCCCCUCCUCUCCUCGGCUCUGGCUUAUUGAGGUCUGACAUUGUGCUCUUUCCCGCGUGUGAAGUCAAAUCCUUCAACAUCCUUCGAGUUCCUUCUUUGGAAUCGGUUUGGGAGGAAGAACUGGACACCACAACCUAAUAAGAGCCAACCGUCUACAAAUAGGGAGGUUUAAAGGACAAGCGCAGGUAAAUUUCAGUCUUUAACUGGCUAUUUUAUCAGAAGGCUUUGAUUUGGAGCAGUCAGAGGCCCUCAAAUGAUGGACUCAUGGGACUACAAAAGGAGCAGAAGUGGGCCUGUUAAUGACAAACUAGAAGCCCCCUCAGAAAGACAACCAAGGGCUAGUUUUAAAAAAAAAGCAGAAAUGGGACAAAAUCAUCAAAAUAAAUCUCCCAAAGAAAGUUGGGAAACAUUGCACUAGAGCCACAGGUAAACCCUUGUCAACCCGUACCAGCAGGAAAGUAGAAAUACUGUAGGCAAGCACACAUGGACUUAAGACCUAGCUGGACCACCAAGAACAAGUACCCUUUAACAAGAUUGAUCUGAACGCAUCAAAAAACGACAUCUGCUUCCUCAUUUCUGCUUCAUCUGCAUCCGUUUACGUUUUUUCAAACCCAAGGAGGGGAAACCAGUGUAGAGAGGAUACAGAAAAUUGCAACGCACAACCGGAUGUCAUUCUUGGGGAAAUAGUAUUUUGUCCGAGGAUCUGUCUCAGCAGCCCCUUGAGAGCAAAUAAAAUCCAAGGCGUAGAUAGACGAACCAACCCAGAGACGACAAACGAGGGAAACAAAAGAGUCAAGAUAACAUUAGAGUUCAAUCAGGCAUGUUAGUUUUCUUUUAUGACUGACUUCUUAUUUGUUUGUUCUUUUCCUCAGAAGUGUCAUUUCUAUUUUUUUCAUAGGAAUUUGUACAGACACAAGUGUUUUUGAAGCUGUGUAAGUAAACAGAAGCAUUUUCAACCGUGAUAUUGAAAAAAAAAGUGGACAGAUGUUUUCUUUGCAGGCAUGAGGACUGAGGGGAAAUGAAAUUGAAAUGAACACGUUUUAAUGUUCAGAAUCGAGCGAAUGUGAAUACAGUGUACACAGAGGCUAACCACAUGACAAACAUUUGAAGUUAUCAUUUUAAACCUGGUGGAAAAUGGUGAUCGAUUGAAGGAACCAUUGUUGUUUCUUUCCUGUAGAUAUUGCUGGUUAUGAGAAGUGACACUUAGUUGUUGCCAUUUUUUGUUCCCAAAAGAAUAAACCACAACUAUUUUGUAUUGAAUGCAAUGCAAA
Xyrichtys novacula (pearly razorfish) is the source of this 15295-nucleotide messenger RNA. The record is from the annotation of a GenBank genome assembly. NCBI's taxonomy places the organism in Eukaryota, Metazoa, Chordata, Actinopteri, Labriformes, Labridae.